This is a messenger RNA of Alternaria atra, 2610 nucleotides long. RefSeq lists its product as uncharacterized. The coding region runs from base 1 to 2610 and encodes 869 amino acids. The transcript is spliced from 4 exons. Gene Ontology annotation, biological process: glucan catabolic process. Lineage: Eukaryota; Fungi; Ascomycota; Dothideomycetes; Pleosporales; Pleosporaceae. The record is from RefSeq and is a predicted model, not a curated record. Gene Ontology annotation, molecular function: beta-glucosidase activity.
AUGGUUUCCUUUCUUGUUCUAGGGUUUUCUACAAUCGUCGCGGGUGCAGCUAUCCAGCAACGUGAUCCUGUACCAGCUGGAUAUGUCGCGGCACCAUACUACCCAGCUCCCCACGGAGGAUGGACAUCCGACUGGACUGAGAGCUACCGAAAGGCAGCCUUACUUGUCUCGAACAUGACACUUGCUGAGAAAACCAACCUCACAGCUGGUAGUGGCAUUUUCAUGGGAAGAUGUGUCGGAAAUACAGGCAGCGCAUUGAGAGUGGGCAUCCCUCAGCUUUGCUUGCAAGAUGGACCUCUGGGUGUAAGGAACUCGGACCACAACACUGCAUUCCCUGCCGGUAUCACCGUUGGAGCCACUUGGGAUAAGGACCUUCUCUACCGCCGUGGUGUCGCAAUCGGUGAAGAGUUCCGCGGCAAGGGAGUGAAUGUGCACCUCGGACCGUCAGUCGGACCUCUAGGUCGUAAACCGCGUGGCGGCAGGAACUGGGAAGGCUUUGGUUCAGAUCCCGUUCUCCAGGCCUUCGGUGGAGCUCUUUCUAUCGAGGGCAUCCAGAGCACUGGUGUCAUAGCUACGAUCAAACAUCUGAUCGCGAACGAGCAGGAGGAGUACCGCAUGUACAAUCUGGUCAAGCCUGGCAUUUCAUCAAACUUGGACGAUCGUACGCUUCAUGAACUCUAUCUUUGGCCGUUUGCUGAAGGUGUACGUUCCGGCGUAGGUUCCGUCAUGAUUGCUUACAAUGCUGUUAACGGAAGUGCAUGCUCGCAGAACAGCUACUUGAUUAAUGGUAUCUUGAAGGAUGAGCUCGGCUUCCAAGGCUUUGUCAUGUCCGACUGGUUGGCCCAAAUCUCCGGCGUCCCUUCAGCUCUCGCUGGGCUGGACAUGUCCAUGCCUGGCGACAUCCACACGAUUCCACUUUUCGGAAACUCUUACUGGAUGUACGAGCAGACGCGCUCAGUUCUUAACGGCUCUCUCCCCUUGGAUCGUUUGAAUGAUGCUGUCACACGCAUUCUCGCUGCCUACUUCCAGAUGGGCCAGGAUCAGGACUACCCACGACCAAACUUCGAUACCAACACGCAGAAUGCUGAGGGCCCCCUUUACCCUGGCGCUCUGCUCUCGCCUCAAGGUGUCGUGAAUGAGUUUGUGGAUGUUCAGGCCAACCAUGCAGAGGUCGCUCGUGAAGUGGCUCGUGAUGCUAUCACGCUCUUGAAGAACCAGGAUGGCUUAUUGCCACUAUCUCCCAAUGGCACCUUGAAGAUUUUUGGUACGGACGCUGAGAAGAACCCCGAUGGUAUCAACUCGUGCGCGGACCAAGGCUGCAACAAAGGUACAUUGGGAAUGGGAUGGGGUUCCGGCUCUGCGAGGUACCCGUAUAUGAAUAGCCCAAUCGAUGGGUUCAAGACUCGUGGGGUCAACUAUCAAUUCUUCAACACAGACUCGUUCCCAGGAAAUUCCAACCCAUCACCGAAUGACACUGCAGUUGUCUUCGUCACCGCCGACUCUGGUGAGAACUACAUUACCGUCGAGAACAACCCGGGAGAUCGGACUUCUUCUAACCUCAACCUGUGGCACAAUGGCGACAAGCUCAUCAAGGACGUAGCUGCCAAGUACUCUAACGUUGUGGUCGUAGUCCAUACCGUCGGCCCCAUUCUCAUGGAUCAAUGGCACGACUUGCCUUCGGUCAAAGCAGUUCUGUUCGCUCACCUCCCGGGCCAAGAAGCUGGAGACUCAUUAAUGCAAGUUCUCUUCGGCGACGUCUCUCCAUCCGGUCAUUUACCGUACACUCUGCCCAACUCUGAGGCUGAUUACCCGAAGUCUUUGAGCCUCGUCGGAUAUCAGAUCGGACAGCCACAAGAUACUUUUACGGAGGGCUUGUACAUUGACUACCGUCACUUUCACAAAGCCAACAUAACACCUCGCUACGCCUUCGGUCACGGCCUCAGCUACACCACUUUCUCUUUCUCUAACGCGACCAUCACUCCAAUAACUCCGCUUACAGCGACGCCCCCAGCUCGUCCCGCGAAAGGCGAAACGCCCACCUACUCGACUGCCAUUCCUCCUGCUUCGGAGGCAUACUGGCCAGCAAACUUCAACCGCAUCUGGCGGUACCUCUAUUCCUGGCUCGAGAAGAACGAUGCGGACGCUGCGGCGAAGAUCGGCAACUCAACAACAAAGUACCCAUACCCCGUUGGCUACUCGAACGAUCAAAAACCCGGUCUUCCAGCUGGUGGCGCACAAGGCGGAAACCCCGCAUUGUUCGACACAGCAUUUGACGUCACGGUCAGCGUCACCAACACAGGUAGUCGCGCGGGCAAAGCCGUCGCACAACUGUACAUUCAGUUCCCCAGCGAAGUCACAGUCGAUACGCCAGUUAUCCAGCUCCGCGAUUUUGAAAAGACGAGGGAGUUGGAGGCUGGAGCUAGUCAGACGCUCACUCUGAGAGUCACAAGAAAGGAUCUUAGUGUUUGGGAUAUUGUAUCGCAGAAUUGGGUUGUUCCUGCUGUGGAAGGGGAUUAUGGGGUUUGGGUUGGUGGCGCGUCGGAUGAUUUGCAUGUGAGGUGUGGAACGGCGAGUGGAAGUUGUGAGGGGGACCAGGAGAGUCCUGUCUAA